Messenger RNA from Rhincodon typus (whale shark), 3717 nucleotides. It is a transcript of the gene lztr1, whose product is annotated as leucine-zipper-like transcription regulator 1. Bases 73 to 2433 code for a protein of 786 amino acids. The record is from RefSeq and is a predicted model, not a curated record. Lineage: Eukaryota; Metazoa; Chordata; Chondrichthyes; Orectolobiformes; Rhincodontidae. The transcript has 21 exons. Gene Ontology annotation, molecular function: protein binding. Gene Ontology annotation, cellular component: Golgi apparatus.
AUGUCUCUUUGAGGCGGGGCCGUUGCAUCGGAAGUGGCGGCGUCCGAGCUGGAUGCUGUUUUCUCUGGGGCCAUGGAGGGGAAGUCGAAAGUGGCCCCGAGCGUGGAUUUCGACCACAGUUGCUCGGAUAGUGUCGAGUAUUUGACGCUAAAUUUCGGACCUUUCGAGACGGUGCACCGCUGGAGGAGGCUGCCGCCCUGCGAUGAGUUUGUGGGGGCCAGACGAAGCAAGCAUACUGUUGUGGCCUAUAAGGAUGCAAUCUAUGUGUUCGGAGGGGACAAUGGGAAGAAUAUGUUAAAUGACCUGUUAAGAUUUGACGUGAAGGACUGCUCUUGGUGCAGGGCUUUCACAACAGGAACUCCACCUGCACCUAGGUACCAUCACUCAGCUGUCGUGUAUGGAAGCAGCAUGUUUGUGUUUGGUGGCUACACUGGAGACAUUUAUUCCAACUCCAACCUGCAGAACAAGAAUGAUCUGUUUGAGUACAAGUUUGCCACAGGCCAGUGGACAGAAUGGAAAGUAGAGGGCAGGUUGCCAGUUGCUAGGUCAGCACACGGAGCCACGGUUUAUAGCGACAAACUCUGGAUAUUUGCGGGCUACGAUGGUAAUGCCAGGCUGAAUGACAUGUGGACCAUUGGCCUGCAGGACAGAGAGAUGGCAUGCUGGGAUGAGAUAGAGCAAAGUGGAGAGAUCCCUCCUUCAUGCUGUAACUUUCCUGUGGCUGUCUGCAAGGACAAGAUGUUUGUUUUCUCAGGACAGAGUGGAGCAAAGAUCACUAAUAAUCUUUUUCAAUUUGAAUUCAAGGAAAAAGUUUGGACAAGAAUUCCUACUGAGCACUUACUCCGAGGCUCCCCUGCCCCACCUCAAAGAAGAUAUGGCCACACCAUGGUUGCAUUUGACCGACAUCUGUAUGUGUUCGGUGGUGCUGCAGAUAACACUUUGCCUAAUGAGUUACAUUGCUAUGAUGUAGACUCUCAGACAUGGGAGGUUAUUCAGCCCAGCCCAGACAGUGAGGGAAGCAACUUGUACACAGAGGCAACUUAUGAUCCAGAUUUUAUGAUGCCCAGUGGAAGACUUUUCCAUGCUGCAGCAGUUAUUUCUGAUGCUAUGUAUAUCUUUGGUGGGACAGUGGACAACAAUGUAAGAAGUGGAGAGAUGUAUCGGUUUCAGUUUUCCUGUUAUCCAAAAUGCACUUUACAUGAAGACUAUGGGAGACUGUGGGAGAACAGGCAGUUCUGUGAUGUGGAAUUCAUCCUAGGAGAGAAAGAAGAGAGAGUUAAAGGGCAUAUAGCAAUGGUCACAGCUCGAAGCAAAUGGUUAAGAAAGAAGAUUAUCCAGGCCAGAGAUCGGCUAAAGCAGAAAACCAAGCAGGAGAUGGCAGUUGGAGAAGAAAUAGCAAGCACUAACGUGAAACCAGCAAAUUCCCAGCUUCAGCUGGAGGUGGUGAUCCGUGAAGCUGAGGCACAACCAUUUGAGAUCCUGAUGCAGUUUCUCUACACUGACAAAAUCAAGUACCCACGGAAAGGUCACGUGCAGGAUGUCUUGCUGAUAAUGGAUGUUUACAAGCUUGCCUUGAGCUUUCACCUGGCUCGGCUAGAACAGCUGUGCCUGCAGUACAUUGAGGCUUCCGUAGACCUUCAGAACGUGCUCACUGUAUGUGAGAAUGCCAAUAAACUACAGCUGGACCAACUAAAGGAAUACUGCCUAAAUUUUGUGGUCAAAGAAUCGCACUUUAACCAAGUGAUAAUGACCAAAGAGUUUGAGUAUCUUUCCCCCUGCUUAAUUGUGGAGAUUGUAAGAAGAAAGCAUCAGCCUCCGACACGGGUAAAUUCCGAUCAGCCUGUUGAUAUAGGCACAUCUUUGGUUCAGGAUAUGAAGAACUAUCUGGAGGGAGCAGGCAUGGAAUUCUGCGAUAUAACCCUGCUGUUGGAUGGUCAUCCCAGACCAGCCCACAAAGCAAUCCUAGCAGCCCGUUCCAGUUACUUUGAAGCUAUGUUCCGAUCUUUUAUGCCUGAAGAUGGACAAGUUAAUAUCUCCAUUGGUGAAAUGGUGCCAAGUCGACAAGCUUUCGAGUCACUCCUUCGAUAUGUGUACUAUGGUGAAGUCAACAUGCCUCCAGAAGAUUCAUUAUAUUUGUUUUCAGCACCUUAUUAUUAUGGCUUCACAAACAACAGACUGCAAGCAUACUGUAAGCAGAACCUGGAGAUGAAUGUAACAGUGGAAAAUGUUUUGCAGAUUCUGGAAGCAGCUGAUAAGACUCAGGCUUUAGACAUGAAGAAACACUGCCUCCACAUCAUUGUACAUCAUUUCACCAAGGUCUCCAAGUUGCCCAACCUACGAUCCCUAAGUCAAGCACUACUUCUAGACAUCAUCGAGUCAUUAGCCAAUCAUAUUUCAGACAAGCAGUGUGCAGAGCUGGGCUCAGAUAUGUGACAAUUAAUCUUAAACAUUAAUUCUCAAAUUGUUUUAGAAACUUCGCUCUCUUGUGAUUCAGACUUGUAGUAUUUAUUAUAAAUAUUUAAAUAAAAUUAUUUUAAGUAGGACCAUUAAAGAUAUUAAGUUCAACAAUUUAAAGUUAGCGUUUGAGUCAGGUCUUUGGCUGGUGAUAAUGGCUGGAUAAGUAAACUAAGUGUUCCACCUUCUUGUUUGCUGGUUCGAACACAAUAAAGGUGCAAAGUAGCUACUUUUUUAAGAAAACUAAAAUGACAUGGAGAAAUUAUCAUCCUUCACUUGUAAGAGGACUUACACAAUUAAGUCAUGAAAUGUUUUAAAAAUAAACCUUCUUUAGCACUUGUUAAUUUCUGUGCUACAAAGUAAUUAUUUAGCAAGAUUAUUUCACUUGGUCAUAUAUAUUCUUAUAUUCUCUUUUUUCUCAACUUCUAGAACUGGCAAAAAAAAAUUCUAAAAUUAGAAUGAAUAAGACUGACAUUCCAAGGUGCAUUCAAUUGUCACAGAGGUAUCAGUCUCAAGGCCUGGUAGCUUUGAGUUUCUCUAGUUCUCUGCUUAUUGUCAGGUGAUUAUCUGAAGAUGCAAACAGAUUCCAGGAUUUUAACUGAAGCACUUUCAACAAUGUCAGCCAGAAUGUUAGUUGAUUAAUACUGUGCAAGUGGUUUAGUUUAAUGGGAUCUGAUGUCAAAAAAAUGCCACUUGGUUCUCACCAGGCUUCUCGAUUGGCAACCUUUUGUACAAAACUUGAAUGAGCCAUGACAUUCAUUAUCAUGACUGUUGUAACAAUGUUUACAGGAAUUGUAUAAAGAUGUGUUCAUAUGUAAUGUGAUGUCUGGUGUUCUGAAAGUGUGAAACAAAUUGCAUGAUUUCAUUAAUUUUACACAUGUAAAAAUCUGAAAAUAGGAUCAUUAAUGCGGAUUAGGUUGGAGGUUUCAUGUCCUAUCCUGGUGGCAAAUUGCAUUGAUUCGUCCCCUGGCUGCUAUUUCUGUUGCUGUUUUGCAUUGCAUCUUGGUCAUGUUCAGAAGACUUAAUAUAAAGCAUCAUUUUACUGUUGAAUAUGUGAAAAUUUAUACAAAGAGGUUUCUUUAUAACCCAUCUGUUAGAGGUGAAGCAUAAUCUUUGUCGAAGAUCCUUCAUUUUAAAAAAAUAUGCAAAUAAACACUUGUAUAAACACUUGUAGCAGAUUUGGAAAGGUUGUACGGUUCACUUGUUCAUUAAGCUGUACCACCUGCUUCUGAGGCUAACUAAAAUUCCCAAGUUUUAAUUCAC